Molecule: messenger RNA, 4536 nt
Organism: Myodes glareolus (Bank vole)
Lineage: Eukaryota; Metazoa; Chordata; Mammalia; Rodentia; Cricetidae
Source: RefSeq, a predicted model, not a curated record
AUGCGCUCUCCGAGCGCUGCCCCUCGGCCAAGGCCGAGUCUCCCCGGGGCCGCUGUCCACUCGCCCUGCUCACGCCAUUGUCCGCGCUGCGGCCAGCCGGGGGGUUCCGCGCUGCGUCCCGGGCCGCGGCCGCACGUGGUUUUAUUUAUAUUGUUUCCUGAGUGGCAGCCUCGCCGUGCAGGGGGCGCCGCGGUUGCCUGCCGUUUCCAGGGAGUGUGGGGCUUCAGCGAGCUGUUUUUCAUGAAAGAACCACAGGAUGUAACUGUCACAAGGAAAGACCCGGUCUUUUUAGAUUGCCAGGCUCAUGGAGAGGGUCCCGUGAAGGUCACGUGGUUGAAAAAUGGAGCAAAACUGUCUGAAAAUAAACGGAUCCAGGUUCUAUCCAACGGCUCUUUAUACAUCCGUGAGGUGGAAGGCAGGCGAGGAGAGCAUUCGGAUGAAGGAUUUUAUCAGUGCUUGGCUGUGAACAAAUACGGGGCCAUUCUCAGUCAGAAAGCUCAUCUGACAUUGUCAACUAUUUCUGCGUUUGAAGUCCAUCCAGUUUCUACAGAAGUCUACGAAGGGGGAGUUGCUAGAUUUUCUUGCAAGAUUUCAUCAAACCCCCCUGCAGUCAUUACGUGGGAGUUUAAUAGGACAGCCCUGCCUAUAACCAUGGACAGGGUGACUGCCCUGCCGUCAGGAGUAUUGCAGAUCUAUGAUGCUGGCCCGGAGGAUGCUGGGAAUUACCGCUGUGUUGCCGCGACUAUAGCUCAUAAACGUAAAAGCAUGGAGGCCUCUCUAACCAUAAUUCCAGCUAAUGAAUCGAGAACCUUCUACAUGCCGACCAUUGUAGCCGGACCGCAGAAUGUGACUGUGUCGUUACAUCAGACAGCCGUUCUAGAGUGUAUGGCCACAGGAUAUCCUAAACCCAUUAUUUCCUGGAGCCGGCUCGAUCACAAGUCCAUUGAUGUCUUUAACACUCGGGUCCUUGGAAAUGGCAACCUCAUAAUAUCUGAUGUCAAGCAGCAGCACACUGGAGUGUAUGUUUGCCGGGCCACCACCCCUGGCACGCGCAACUUCACAGUUGCUAUGGCAACUUUAACUGUAUUAGCGCCUCCCUCAUUUGUUGAAUGGCCUGAAAGUUUAACAAGACCGCGAGCCGGCACCGCACGGUUUGUGUGUCAGGCAGAGGGGACGCCCUCACCCAAAAUGUCCUGGUUGAAAAAUGGGAGACGGAUACAUUCUAACGGCAGAAUUAAAAUGUACAACAGCAAAUUGGUAAUUAACCAGAUUAUCCCAGAAGAUGAUGCUUUUUAUCAGUGCAUGGCCGAAAACAGCCAAGGAUCUGCUCUGUCUCGAGCCAGACUGACCGUGGUCAUGUCGGAAGAUAGACCCAGCGCUCCGUACAAUGUCCAUGCUGAAACCAUGUCGAGCUCCGCCAUCCUUCUAGCUUGGGAGAGGCCACUGUACAACUCAGACAAAGUCAUUGCCUACUCUGUGCACUACAUGAAGGCCGAAGGUUUAAAUAACGAGGAGUAUCAGGUGGUCCUUGGGAAUGACACAACUCAUUACAUCAUCGAUGACUUAGAACCUGCCAGCAACUACACUUUCUACAUUGUGGCGUACAUGCCAAUGGGAGCCAGCCAGAUGUCGGACCACGUGACCCAGAACACUCUAGAAGAUGUGCCCCUAAGACCUCCCGAAAUUAGCUUGACGAGCCGAAGUCCCACCGACAUUCUCGUCUCCUGGCUGCCAAUCCCUGCCAAGUACCGGCGUGGCCAGGUGGUGCUGUAUCGGCUGUCCUUCCGCCUGAGCUCCGAGAGUGCCAUCCAAGUUGUGGAACUCCCGGGGACUGUGCACGAGUACCCCCUGGAAGGCCUGAAGCCUGACAGUGUCUAUCUGGUCCGGAUCACUGCUGCCACCCGCGUAGGGCUGGGAGAGUCAUCCGUGUGGACCUCACACAGGACGCCCAAAGCCACGAGUGUAAAAGCCCCUAAGUCUCCUGAGCUGCAUUUGGAACCCCUGAACUGCACUACCAUCUCCGUGAGGUGGCUGCGAGACACCGAGGACCCAGCCGCCAUUCAGGGCUACAAGCUCUUUUAUAAAGAGGAAGGGCAGCAGGAGAACGGACCUAUUUUCCUGGACGCUGGUGACCUGCACUAUACGCUCAGCGGCUUGGAUCCAAGAAGAAAAUACCACGUGAGGCUGCUGGCUUACAACAACAUGGAAGAUGGCUACCAGGCUGACCAGACCGUCAGCACUCCCGGAUGCGUGUCUGUUCGCGACCGCAUGGUCCCUCCUCCGCCGCCACCCCACCAUCUCUAUGCGAAGGCUAACACCUCUUCUUCCAUCUUCCUGCACUGGAGAAGGCCUGCCUUCACCACGGCCCAAGUCAUUAACUACACCAUCCGCUGCAACCCUGUUGGCCUGCAGAACGCCUCUCUGGUUCUCUACCUGCAAACAUCAGAGACCCACAUGCUGGUUCAGGGACUGGAACCAAACACCAAGUAUGAGUUUGCUGUCCGGCUGCAUGUGGAUCAGCGCUCUAGCCCCUGGAGCCCCGUGGUCUACCAUUCCACACUCCCAGAAGCACCCACGGGCCCCCCAGUGGGGGUGAAAGUGACACUAAUAGAAGAUGACACGGCCCUUGUUUCCUGGAAACCCCCAGACGGCCCCGAGACAGUUGUGACACGCUACACCAUCUUGUAUGCUUCCAGGAAGGCCUGGAUUGCGGGCGAGUGGCAGGUCCUGCACCGAGAAGGAGCAAUAACCAUGGCUCUCCUGGAAAACCUGGUGGCAGGGAACGUGUACAUUGUCAAGAUAUCUGCAUCCAAUGAGGUGGGAGAAGGGCCCUUCUCGAAUUCCGUGGAGCUGGUUGUCCUUCCCAAGGACACUUCAGCAUCGAACCAGAGGCCCAAGCGUUUGGAUUCUUCUGAUGCCAAAGUUUAUGCAGGUUAUUACCAUCUGGACCAGAAGUCAAUGACGGGUAUCGCAGUAGGCGUUGGCAUAGCCUUGACCUGCAUCCUCAUCUGCGUUCUCAUCUUGAUAUGCCGAAGCAAAGCCAGGAAGUCAUCUGCCUCCAAGACAACACAGAGUGGAACCCAACCCUUAUCCCGAGCCAGCGCUUCUGUAGCUGCAGGGAGUGAUAUGGGGAAGAACAUGGAGAGAGCUUCAGAGAAUGAAGAGUCCCUGGUACCCAUGAUGCCGAGCAGCUUCAUUGAUGCGAAGGGAGGAACUGACCUGAUCAUCAAUAGCUAUGGUCCUAUAGUUAAAAAUAACACCAAGAAAAAGUGGCUUUUUUUCCAAGACACUAAGAAAAUGAAAGUUGAGCAGACUCCAAGAAGAUUCACCCAGCCCGUGUGCUUUUACCAGCCAGGCACCACUGUGCUGAUCAGCGAGGAAGACUCCCCCAGCUCCCCAGGCCAGACCGCCAGCUUCCCAAGACCCUUUGGGGCUGCCCUUGAUGCUGAGCAUUCGGCGAACAGUGAAGGCAGCCACGAGACGGGGGAUUCUGGAAGGUUCUCCCACGAGUCCAAUGAUGAGAUCCACCUGUCCUCGGUCAUCAGUGGCACACCCCCCACCUCGAAUUCUCUCGCCGGUGGCGAUUCUGAUGGAGAUGGUGCAGUGAAGAAGCGCGGAGACCCUGCAGAGCCCUUGCCAGCGGAGCAGACCUCCUCCUUGGCCCCACAGCCACCAGAGUCCACGGGGCCGUGCUUUGCAGCCGAGGGGUUUCCCAUCUAGACAGCCAUGCUCAGGGAUUCACAACAAGCGUCUGUUCGAAGGACAAUGAACAGGGAGCCAAAGCCUUUUGUGAAAAUCUUGAUGUCUUACUGUUUAUUGGGGUUUUUCUUUUUUCCUCUUUUAAAAAUAUUUUUCUAAUUAUUUUUAAGCGCACGAAUUUUGAAUGUUUCAGUUGUCAACAAUGUGAAAAAGGGCAGUCAGGAUGCUUGACUGGGUCCUAAGAUGUAUCACUGGAGCGGAGGGAAGACUGCCCGAGCCCUCUGCUGAAUAGCUACCUCAGUUUGCUUUGGCGGACUCUGAAGGACUGUGCUGCCUCCUCCGGUGCUGGCUUCUCUCAGCGGCGUAGCCAGCAGGACUUCCUGGUGACGCCGCCGUGUGUCCGUUGUGUGUGUGAUGUGUGUGACUGAGGAGUCCGAUGGCAAGACGAGGAAGAAUGUUGAUCUUGAAGCUCUGUUUUUUGUUUUUAUUUUCUUUUUUUUUCUUUAGAGCUGUAACGCCUUCAUGAUUUGGAUAAUGUUGUGACCUCUGGCUGUGAGGAGAAAAUACGGGACCAUAUUUAUUUGAAUGAAUGAAACAAAGAUUUCUCUUUGGAGAAGCAAACUAUUCCGUAGCACAUAGGGAUCAUAUCCUUGCCAGGCUGUUGGUGUUGGAGCGCCAGAGCAGGAACCUUUCGCUCCAGCCCACACCAGCCUGCCUUCAGCCAUCUUCUCUUUGGCUCCACAGUCGGUCAAGGGCUGCGCUGUCUCUUUUGCAGGACAACUAAAGAGUUUCCGAGCUAGCUGCAAAACACAAUGUAGAAAAGUGGAUUUUUUUUUU